Gambusia affinis (western mosquitofish) is the source of this 3490-nucleotide messenger RNA. RefSeq names its product BMP binding endothelial regulator (gene bmper). Lineage: Eukaryota; Metazoa; Chordata; Actinopteri; Cyprinodontiformes; Poeciliidae. Bases 861 to 2918 code for a protein of 685 amino acids. The record is from RefSeq and is a predicted model, not a curated record. Gene Ontology annotation, molecular function: protein binding. The transcript is spliced from 17 exons.
GUUUCCUUUGAGCCUCCCUGUAGCCGUCUCUUCUUCACACACUCGCACCUCCGCCAGCCCUGUGGUGCUUCCAGCACGCAGCAUCUGACACUCAGUUAAAAGCUGCUGGCGCAGAGGUUCAGUAGCUGGCAAACGGAAGCAGGUCCGCUGUCAUUAUUAAAAACUCGGCGGCAGUAACAAACGGAGGCGUGGAGCUGCAGAUCUGAAGCAGCGGACCAGACUGCGUCUGACAGAGGUUCGCAGAGGUCUGGAAGCCAGAGGGAAGGAGGGAGGUCCCGGGCUGCGCAGAGGAGGCAGGACUUUCUGGCUCCGUGGUGCGCUCCGACACCAGAGGUCCGCUUUAAUAUCAGAGGAGGAGUGGAAGCAGAUCAGCUUUUAACACCGCGCAGACACGGAGGCUGCGUGCAGUCCUGAACAGACUAACAUCGAGCAUCAGUGCGUUAAACGGAAUUUUUGGAUUGACGCCUCAGAUUUAAGAUUUUUUUUCCCCCACACUAUUACUAUUUUUAAAGCUCACUGCGCUCCACGGCUUCUCUAUGGGCACUCAUAAACUGGAUUUGUGACUGUUCUUUUCCUCAUAAAUGACUUUAAGCUCACAAUGGACUCAGUUUCCCCUGCAGAACCUGUGCAGACGCGCUGUCUCCUGCCUGCAGGCGCGUCUUUGUCAUUUUAAUGUCGCUGUCAUUACCGCGCGUCUGUCUGAUUGUCGCUCCGCAUUUCAGAGCAAGCUAACAAAUUGGGGAGUCUCUCUGCUAGUUGCAAGGCAGACUCUUGUUGUGGACUUCUGAUCUUUAAUUUUUCUUAACUGGAAUAUUUUUGUGUAUCCAAACUUGUUGGUCCUGUCUUCCUGGAGCAAACCGAUGAUGUCGCCCGGCUGCUUGAACCCUUCCUCCCGGUCCACCUGUAGGUUUUUCCUCUGCUUUUUGUGGCUUCUACAAACGCCCCGCUCUUCCUCUCCGCUAAUUACAGGCACUGAAGCCAGCUGUGACAAUGAAGGAGAAGUCCUGCACAUCCCCAACAUCACCGACAACCCCUGCAUCACCUGCGUCUGCCUGGAUGGGAAAGCAGACUGUAAACAGGAGAAAUGUCCGCCCGUCUCUGAUGACUGUGCUCUGGUGGUGAAACAGACUGGCGCCUGCUGUGAACGGUGCAAAGGCUGCUUGUUAGAUGGACGGUCUUAUAACAGCUCCGUAUCCUGGGUGACCUCUACCAAACCCUGCAUAACAAGAAGCUGUCAGGAAGGAGUGAUCACAGAGUCUGAAGUUCAGUGUGUCAUUCACUGCAAGAACCCAAAAAUCCACCCAAAAAAGUGCUGUCCGACCUGCCCGAGUUGCAUCUUUGAGGGUCUCCUUUAUAAAGAGAAGGAAGAAUUCAGUCCUGAAGGCAAACCAUGCAUCAAGUGCAUGUGCACUGGAGGACGGACUCUAUGCAUGAAGGAAGUGUGUCCUGUGCUGUCAUGCCCCGCUCACCUGAGCCACACCCUUCCUGGACAGUGCUGUCCCAGGUGUAUUGGUCAGCGGAAGGUGUUUGAUCUCUCUUUAGGAAGUUGUCUUUUCCACAGCGAUGUGUAUGAGAAUGGCACUUCCUUUAUGCUCAACAACUGUACCACCUGCACAUGCAAGGAUUCAACUGUGCUGUGCAAAAAGCGGUGCUCACGUCCAGGCAGCUGCCAGGGCAGUCAGUGCUGUGAUGAGUGUUUGUCUUAUGUGAAGGUGGAGGAGGUGAAGUACUGCAGAGUGCGAAACAAAAUCUACAGGGAAGGAGACAUGUGGUCGUCAGUGAACUGCACUCUUUGUGCCUGUGUUAAAGGCAAUGUCGAGUGUCGGCCCAAACAGUGUGUGCCCAUCACCAGCUGCCCCUCGAACAAGAUCCUGAACAGAACUGGCUGCUGUCCAGUUUGCACUGAAAAACCUGGGGUAUGCACAGUCUUUGGUGACCCUCACUACAACACCUUUGACGGCAGGACCUUUAACUUUCAGGGCACUUGUCAAUAUGUGCUGACACGUGAAUGUGGCGGGACCCAAUCUGGAAUGCCUGGAAACGGCAUCAACAGCUUCACGGUGUUUGUGAAGAACGAUGCUCGACGAACUCGCUCGUUCUCCUGGACUCAGUUUGUUGAAGUUCGACUCGGCGCUUUGAGUCUCAGUCUGCAUCAGCACCUCACAGUUCGAAGGAAUGGGACUCGCAUUGCACUGCCUUACCACGGCCCUGGGGUGCACAUCGAUUUGGAUGGAUACCUGCUUAAACUCACCACCAUUGCAGGUCUAGAAAUCACCUGGGAUGGCGAUAGUUUUGUAGAAGUUGUUGCUGCUCCCCACCUACGCGGCCGCCUUUGCGGCCUCUGUGGGAACUACAACGGUCAGAAGCGAGACGACACCAUUGGGGGUGACGGCUUGUUGAAGUUCGACGUGGACGAAUUUGCUGAGUCAUGGCGAGUCGAUGGAAAUGAUGUUUGCUCACAGCAGCAUCCACCUCGCAGGUCGACGUCCCACCUGUGCCCCGGCACAGUCAAAGUCAAGCUCCGGGCCCACCGAGAAUGCCAGAAGAUAAAAUCGUGGGAUUUUCAGAAGUGCCACCGUGUGGUUGAUUUUGGGCCGUUCUACAGGUCAUGUGUGACAGACAUGUGUGAGUGUCCGGUCCAUAAAAACUGCUACUGUGAGUCUUUCAUUGCCUACAGCAGAGCCUGUGAGAGAGAAGGAGUGCCUGUACAGUGGAAGCCUGACAACGUCUGCAUGGCCACCCAGUGUAAACAUGACGCAGUGUAUGACACCUGCGGUCCUGGAUGUAUUAAAACCUGCGACAACUGGAAUGAAAUCGGACCCUGUCAUAAACCCUGUGUGGCCGGCUGCCACUGCCCCGCCAAUCUGGUGCUGUUCCAGGGACGCUGCAUCAAACCCACGUCCUGCCCAGGACGGUGACCCUUGUUAACCUCUGACUGAGUGGGAGGGGCUAAUUUAGGGAGACUCGCCUGUAGUGUCCAAACUAGAGGACCAAGCUAACAAAGAGCGGUAAGGACGCUAAUGGGUUCAAGGCUACCAGUCAAAUGCACCAUGGUACUCAGGGUCCAUAAUGUUGCAGAGAAACGUGCUGCAGUGACUUCCAACAUAAGAGAAACAAAAAACGGGGGACGGAUGCAUCUCAAAUGUUCAUGUGACUCUUCUGAUGCCAAAUACUGUGGCAUUUUUAGAAGAAAAACUAAAUAUCAAGAAAAAACUCAGGGCACCAUCUGAGGACCGCUCAGGUUUGGGCCUUUGAGAAGCUGCUUGGGCCAGAGGACUCAUCUCAGAGCCAAUCAGACACCUCCUUGCAGAGAUUUAAGUUGGAGACACUGGGUAUACGGAUUUGUGCAUUACUGAGAAACUUUCUGAUGCAUCAUAUCAAAUUGCCCGAGAUGAUCUCUAUUCUAUCAGUGCAUACUGUAAGCUUACCAGAUUCAUAUAAAAGACAAAACAACUUUUAUAUUAUUAUUGCUCUAAUUAUUAUUAUUAUU